UAGUAGGAGCACCAGGUCAGAGCAAACAGCAAACACUACAGCACGUUAAACUGAGAGGCUCUCUUCAUACGUCUCUCAGCUUGGUAAAACAAAUCGUGUGUGUUCACCAUGUUUAUCCGGGCGUGUAGCUCUGUGUAGCGGACUAGCAUUAGCAGAAUAGCCAUCGUUUAGCGUACAAACAGGGACUGUCUUGUGCUAACUUUAGCUCACGUUAGUUGCUCGUGUAAAUUGCCCUGUGCCUUUUCCCCACUGCUGCUACGGACGUGCAUAUACAGCAUGUGUUGCUGUUGUACAUCAGCUGAUUUACAAUGUCUGUAGGCAUCCUCUAUGGCUGGUCAGAGCUCUGUCUGUGAGUAGUUUGCAUGCAGUCCAGGUGAUUGGAAAAAAAAAAAAAAGGUGAAUAAUUCCACUUCUCACGCAAGUCAUGAAGGGUUUUCUGAGGAAGGUACACAGCGUCUUUGUGAAGAUCGCCCUGUUUCCGAGCACAUUUGGCAGGACAGGCCCGCGGGCAGCUGCCUCAGAGGUGCUGACCUGCCACCUGCUGCAGCGUAAACUCCCGCCGUGGACGUCCUACUGUGUCCGCUACAGCUCCGUUCACAAUGACCAGUUCGGACUGUCCAACUUUAAUUGGCGAGUCCAGGGAUCCAACUACCAAAUACUGAGAACAGGCUGCUUCCCCUUUAUAAAGUAUCACUGCACCAAAGCGCCCCCAGAGAAGCUGGACUUUGAGGACACGUUUUUCACCAUGUUGAAAGUUCUUAAUCUGGGCAUCCCCUGUUUGGCCUAUGGCAUUGGUUGCUGGAUGGUGGUGGGAGCUACAGAGACGGUGCAGACAAGUGUUGGACCUGUUACAGUCUAUUUUGCCUACAAAGAAGAAGAAGGCUCACAGUACUAAACCAUGAAUAAAACAGUUUUUUGUGUAUUUUCAAAAAGACUCUUGACUGCCAAGCUGCUGUACUUAAAACAGUUCUGGUGGACAGAUUGUGUUAUGUCCCUAGUGCUCUUAUUGUGUGGUUGCACAGGUUCAUUUGUGUUUGAUUAUUUAAGAUUUAAGAGUUGCAGUGGUAAUGCAUGUUAUUACACUGACACACAAUACUUACAGUUUGUGCGGAAAUCUGACUUGUAAAAGUAUAUUUUUUGCAACAAAUAUUAAAGGGUGUAAAAUGACUGACGUACUGGCUGUGAUGGUUUUCCUGCUACAUGGACUUAACACCUGUGCAUAAGAGUCAGCCAGCUUCUCAAAUAAGAUCAUUUUCUUCAUAUAGCUAAAGUCUUGAAUAUUAAAGUGAUACCAACCGUCAUCAUUUAUUUGAUUUGAUGUGAUCAUAUCUUUUUGCUUCACUUUGUGUAACAGGAUUUUAAAUAACCCUGGUUCAUUUAUUUAAAGGUGAAUUAGUGAUCACUAUGCAUGCAACAGAUAGUCAAUAGUGUUAGAGAAAAACCAGUGACAAGACAGGUCUGAUAAAAUAGGUUUUAAUUACCAAAGUGUGGCCUUUGUUUCGAGACAUCUGCAUCCCUUCCUUCGGGCCUUCACUGGCCUUUGAUUUCUAGUAAUGUGCUUUGCUGACAGGGCACACUUACUUCUGCUGCAGAGUCCUGCUCCCUCUGAGAGGCAGGUUGACAAACUGCCAUAUUGAUUUCCUCACUCCACAGCAUCUCCUACGAAUAGCAUUUAUCAGGGACCUCAAUUUUCUCUCCUUGGCCUCUUCAUUUUUUAGCAACAAUGAAACCGGACACAUAAUUUCUUGUUGUACAUGUAAAUGAAUGCACCUUUUGACCUGCUGCCCAUGAUGCACCGCCUCUUCGCGAGUGUCCUGUUGUGUAAAUCGUGCUCGUCUUAUGCAAGAGCAUUUACAAGGUAAUUGAAUCAAAAAAAUAAUAAUUUAAAUAUCAAAAUGUGUUGAAUGUUCCUUCCUCGUGGUCUUAUGGUGGGAGACUCCAUUCAUUUGUUAGGCCAACACAUAUACUAGCACCACCAUCACCUCCUUUUCCAAAAAAAAGAAAGAAAACUGCUUAGCUUUGCUGAAUUACGCACACUAAUAACUGAAUGAGAUAUUAAACAGAUAUUUAAUGUCCCUGGAUGAACAGUAAUUUGCAUAUUUUUAUUCUAAGCAAUGUAAACUGUUGUGUAAAAGAAUUUCAACCCUCAUGCGGAAUUCAUGCGCAAAAUCCUCUUAAAACAGCGUGAUGACACCACACUGUCUGUUAAUCAUACUAAUUGCCUCGAACACGGAACAUUUAGACACACUUAUGGAAAUCUGAUCCAUAGUAUCAGGCUGCACUUAAAUCCCCCCCCCCCUUUCAUUUACAACCUUUCAUCAGGACUGAAGAUGUGCAUGGGGAAUGCUCAGGCAACCAUGUCUUAAUUACUCAUUGACCCUUUGACCCACGAGCUGCAUUGAUACCACCGUACAGCCAGACACAAUUGCGUGGGGUUGCAUCUGACUGCAGCUUUGUGCGCUGCUUUUACAGGAUGAUGCG
Anarrhichthys ocellatus (wolf-eel) is the source of this 2481-nucleotide messenger RNA. It is a transcript of the gene cunh15orf61, whose product is annotated as chromosome unknown C15orf61 homolog. The transcript is spliced from 2 exons. The coding region runs from base 425 to 895 and encodes 156 amino acids. The record is from RefSeq and is a predicted model, not a curated record. NCBI's taxonomy places the organism in Eukaryota, Metazoa, Chordata, Actinopteri, Perciformes, Anarhichadidae.